AUGUUCAAAGCGCAAACAUGGUGCCCUUAUGGUCCGGAUUCUCCAAUCGAAGGAUACACCAUCGUCCUCAUGGAAUGGACAGGAAAACCUCAUACAGACAAGCAAGAGGUCACCUUCAAGGGGACCAUUCAGGAAGUCAUGAGUCGAAUCCUCGAUGUCAACCUCGGCUCCUCGCCAGUCUCGGCCAAAACGACAUCGGCCUCAGUGCCCGCGACAUCGAGGAAAGAAACAAGGUCCGUCGUCCCAUCCGCUCUCCCCUUAAUGGCCGGUAAAUCGAGGAGGCGACUGGAAAGUAGGUCACUCUGA
Aspergillus novofumigatus IBT 16806 is the source of this 306-nucleotide messenger RNA. RefSeq lists its product as uncharacterized. The transcript has 3 exons. Bases 1 to 306 code for a protein of 101 amino acids. Lineage: Eukaryota; Fungi; Ascomycota; Eurotiomycetes; Eurotiales; Aspergillaceae. The record is from RefSeq and is a predicted model, not a curated record.